This is a messenger RNA of Spea bombifrons (plains spadefoot toad), 599 nucleotides long. RefSeq names its product presenilin enhancer, gamma-secretase subunit (gene PSENEN). NCBI's taxonomy places the organism in Eukaryota, Metazoa, Chordata, Amphibia, Anura, Pelobatidae. The record is from RefSeq and is a predicted model, not a curated record. The coding region runs from base 85 to 390 and encodes 101 amino acids. The transcript is spliced from 3 exons. Gene Ontology annotation, cellular component: gamma-secretase complex. Gene Ontology annotation, biological process: Notch receptor processing.
GCAGCCGGAAUUCUCCGCUUUGGCCCUUCGCUGUCGCUUUCGGCCCUUCUCAGUCCGUCCCUCGCUGCUCCGUUCGUUUAAAGGAUGAACUUGGAACGCGUCCCUAACGAGGAGAAGCUGCAGCUCUGCAGGAAAUAUUACCUGGGGGGAUUCGCGCUGCUCCCGUUCCUUUGGCUGGUGAACGUCAUGUGGUUCUUUAAGGAGGCGUUCGUGAAGCCGGCGUACACAGAACAGCCUCAGAUCCAAAGCUAUGUGAAACGCUCCGGCCUCGGGCUGCUGGUUUGGGUGGUCAUUCUCACGACGUGGAUCAGCAUUUAUCAAACCCAUCGCGCCGGCUGGGGUGCCACCGGAGACUACCUCUCAUUCACCAUACCCCUGGGGAUCCCCUGAUACGGAGACGUUUUUUCGGACCCCCUGGAAUAUAGCUGGGACUGACCCGGGACCCCCAUUCCCUGUACCUUGUUCCCGUGUGCUGCGGGACCCCCUAUCACCUUAUUGCAAGUGCAUUAAAAACACUGAGUGGUUUGCAAGCCUGGGGUCUCGACGGGUGGGCUUGUUAAACAUCCCAGAAAUAAAGAUCGUUUUUUUUUCCUCCUGAA